CCUCUCUCUCCUUUCUUUCUCUCUCUCCCUCUCACUACUCAAAAGCUAUAGGGACCUCUCCCUAUCAUCAUCUCCCAAAAAAAAAGAAAAAGGAAAGUAAACUUUGUUUUAUAUUUUCAAAGCCUUACAGCUCCAACUCUGGUUCUUCUUUUAGCUCUUCUAUCAUCUACUGGGUUCCUUUCUUAGAGAGAGAGAGAGAGAGAGAGAGAGAGAGAGAUUUUUCUAUUUUAACUGCCCUUUUUCUCCUCUAUUUGUUUGCUGCUACAAGAAAUUUCUCAAACAAAGCCCGAGACCACAGCAGAGGUUGUUUUGGCUGCUGCCGCUUCUGCUGUGGCUGGCUUCUUCCGAGACCCGCCUAGAAAGGUAGGCUUCUCUGCAGGCUCUGAGUCUUUGACUGCUGUGUUUCUCAGUUCCCACAGAAGAAAGAAGAAGAAGAAGAAGAGUAAAUUGGGUUCCUUUGGCUUCAGCCUUAAAGAGCUAUCCCUCUCUUGAUCUUUCUUGUCUGAUGAAGAAAAUAUCAUAUUUUGAUAGGGUUCUCUGAAAAAAGAUGGAAACUUGAGCUGAUCACUCAUCGUCAGGGGUUGGGAUUAGGUAGGGCUUGUGGUUGAGAAAGGAAUAUUACUUGUGAGAGACAAGAGGUUGCUCUCUCAGAAGCUCACUCAACUCAAAGACUCAGAGCAGGCAAACCCCCAGGGAAAAAAAAAAAAAAAAAGAAGAAGAAGAACCAACCAGAGAGCACGGGUUGGGGUUUGGUGUGAAAAGAGGAAAAUAAUUGAUAUCACCUAACUGCUCUGAGAGCCGAAGAAAAAGGCCCCCACAACAUAAAUCUCCCAUGGAUGGUUAUGAAGCAACGAGGAUGGUCUUCUCAAGAAUCCAAAGCAUAGACCCUGAGAAUGCUUCCAAGAUCAUGGGUCUCCUCCUGAUCCAGGACCAUGGCGAGAAGGAGAUGAUCCGCCUCGCCUUCGGGCCCGAGGCCCUGCUCCACUCGGUCAUCCUCAAGUCCAGGAAGGACCUCGGCCUCCCCUCAAACUCACCCUCGAGUCCCUCCACUCCUUCCUCGCCUUCCCCGUUCCUCUCGACUAACCCCAUCGCCAUUGCCCGCCAGAAUUCUAGGCUGAGUUCUGCUUGCGGCGGUGGGGUCAGCUUCUCCCCGCCCCUAGCCAACGUCUCCAGCCCAUCCUCAUGGGCUGCUCUCUCUGAUAGUCUUCAGAGAAGAGAGGAGCUGGUCGAUUCUAACGGAUUCGGCGGCGUACAGAGCGGGUCUUCCUCUUCCAUCUAUGGGAAUGGAAGCAGCGACUCCAUGAUUGAUGAGUUCCAGCUGCAGGACCAGCUCUCUUUUCUCAACGACUGCUCUCCUCCCCUCGGCCCAAAUAACGCGGAACUCCUCUGCCCACAGUCGGACAUGCUGUCCUCUCCGACGGGCUGGGGCAGUUCUGUUCACCGUCGGAGCUGCUCCGUCAGUGAUGUGUGCCUGGGCUCUGAGGACCCUUCUUCGGGGAUUGGGUGGAAGCCAUGUCUGUACUACGCUAGAGGGUUCUGCAAGAACGGGAACAGCUGCAGGUUCUUGCAUGGUGGCGGGCUGGGCGACUCUGCCGCCGCAGUCCUGAUGGGCGGCCCUGACGGUGGUUCUCCGGUGGUCGGCUCUCCGAGUAAGGUGGACUUGAUGGGACAGUGCCAUGAGCUGCUUAGAUCCAAGUCAGCCCAGCAGCAGAGACUUGCUGCUGCUUCUCAGCUCAUGGGGGGUUCAUCUACUGCUUUCCCUUACUCUCCCAAGUCCCUCAACUUGCUUUUGCAGCACCAACAGAACGAUGCUCAGAGGGCGGCUGCUGCUUUGAUGAUGGGAGAGGAUAUCUACAACAAGUAUGGGAGAUCGAGACUCGAGAGGAACGAUUUCUCGAUGAAUGGAAUGACGAGCCCUGCCUCAAGACAGAUAUACUUGACUUUCCCUGCUGAUAGCACUUUCAGGGAAGAUGAUGUUUCCAACUAUUUCAGCAUCUAUGGGCCUGUGCAAGAUGUGAGGAUCCCGUAUCAGCAGAAGAGGAUGUUUGGUUUUGUAACUUUUGUUUACCCAGAAACUGUGAAGCUGAUUCUUGCCAAAGGAAACCCACACUUUGUCUGUGAUGCUCGAGUUCUCGUCAAGCCUUACAAGGAGAAGGGCAAAGUUCCAGACAAGUACAGGAAGCAGCAGCAGCAAGCGAUGGAAAGAGGUGAAUUCUCCCCGUGUGGUACUCCCACUGGGCUUGAUUCAAGAGCUGGACCUUUUGAUCUCCAUCUAGGGACUAGGAGUUUUUACAAUUCUCAGGACAUGAUGUGGAGGAGGAAACUAGAGGAGCAAGCAGAUUUACAGCAGGCACUCGAACUUCAGAGUCAGAGGCUGAUGAAUUUGCAGCUUCUCGAUGUGAAGAAGCAUCACCACCAUCGAGCCCUUUCCACAGGGUCACCCAUUCCUUCCCCGACUCAAGCAUCCAAUUUGUUCAAUCAGACCUUCGUUCUUCCGUCAAUUAGCAGUAGCCCAGGUUUCCAAGAAGAGAAUGGAUCUAUUCCUGCCUCAGCAAUUCCGGGGACUAAUGAUAAUCAGCCAAUCCACCCGAUUGUCACUUCCGGCACUGGAAAUGAUCCGAUCUGCAACGAUAAGAAUGGCAGUGACAAGGAAAGCUCCAAUAAUGAAGAUGGUGACUUGCCUGAAAGCUUGGAGCAUAAUCUACCUGAUAGCCCCUUUGCAUCUCCCGCUCCCACUAAUGCCUCCUCAGAUUACAACUCGGCUUUCUCAAGCAUGGUCAACGAGGUGGACCGUAAGGAGGCUUCCUCAGCAUCAUCUCCAGCUUUGACUAACAACAAUAUGGCCUCUCCAUCCCUAGUUCCAGCCGCCGCCGCUGUGGACAUGGCAUCCUUCAAAUCUUUUAAUUGUCAGAUGCCUCGAUUCUCCUCUGGUCAUGGAGCCAUUGGAAUGUAUGCUGGUGCCAGCGGCCCAACUUACCCAGUUGGCGUGUAGCUUAGCUCAGGGAGAGUGGACAAGGAAUAAAUAACCAAAGCAAACCCAUUGCAUCAGAUCGGAUCUCUGUAGAGAAUCUCCACCACCACCACCACCAUCAACACCACCACAGCAACCACAAGAGUGUCAUACGAUACUACUACUACUUACUACCAUACAAGAAAUGCAUACUUAAAAGGCAGCAAAGGAAGUGGGUCCCGCCAUUUCUUUUUCUUUCUUUGUACUAUCUUUCAUCACUUGCUUUUGCAGUAGCAAUAGGAGUUUGGACCACAGGUUUUUUUUUUUUUUUUAAAAAAAAAAAAGAGGACAGAAGAAAACAAUGGAAGACCACAGGAAAAUCAGAAAUUGAGAAGAUGAGUAGAAGCAGCAGCAGGAGGCAGCAUUAUUAACUCAAGAGAACUCGUAAUCUUUCUCCUCACCUUCCCAUUUACGGCUUGUUAGGCCUCCCAGAAGGGAGCAGAGCAGCAGAAGGGCCCUAAUUAGCAUAGUCUAUUAGUUUGUGUUGUUAGGGUACAAUCAAUUCCUGUACAGCAAAUUCUGAACCAGAGGAAGUAGUUGGAAAGAGGGGGAAAAGUGUAACUACAAGGCUGAUAUUGCAUUCCCAUAAACAGCAUAAAGGGUAAAGAAAAAGAAAAGGAAAAGGCUGUAAGGGAGGUUGAUUGAGGAGGGGUAAAAAGAAAAGGAAGAGUAGUCAGACAGUCAGCUGAGUGAAUUCAUAGUACAACUUCUCAUGUUUUCUGUUUCAACUAAUGUUAUGUUGUUGUUACUAUAGUUGUUGUUAUUACUUAAUACAGUGUCAACUACUACUCAUGUCGUCAGACAGAAAGAGGAAGAAAUGUUAAAUUAGUAAAGGAAAGAUCAGCAGCAAGAGAAGGAAAAUCAUCAAUCUUUGUUUCUUUAAUCUUAUAUAAUUGGGGUGAUUCCCUUUCUCUC
Punica granatum (pomegranate) is the source of this 3925-nucleotide messenger RNA. Lineage: Eukaryota; Viridiplantae; Streptophyta; Magnoliopsida; Myrtales; Lythraceae. The record is from RefSeq and is a predicted model, not a curated record.